This is a messenger RNA of Pelmatolapia mariae (spotted tilapia), 3738 nucleotides long. It is a transcript of the gene cnstb, whose product is annotated as consortin, connexin sorting protein b. Gene Ontology annotation, biological process: positive regulation of Golgi to plasma membrane protein transport. The transcript is spliced from 11 exons. Gene Ontology annotation, cellular component: plasma membrane; transport vesicle; trans-Golgi network. The coding region runs from base 587 to 1708 and encodes 373 amino acids. The record is from RefSeq and is a predicted model, not a curated record. Lineage: Eukaryota; Metazoa; Chordata; Actinopteri; Cichliformes; Cichlidae. Gene Ontology annotation, molecular function: connexin binding.
UGUAUGUUUUGCAGUGAGGGGAAGGUGAAAAAUCCCCGGAUAAGACAGUAAACAAGAAGCAUGAGAGAGUGUGAGAAGAGAGAGUGAGGUCUGUGCGGCUGCUGAGAGGAGGAAAACACCGCGACGCUGCUUCAUGUGGAGAGAAACACAGAGGCUCCAUCCAGCACUUGACGGGGAUGUGGGAAGGAGGCUCCAGGGAAUUCUGUGUAAGAGAGAAAAGGGACAAAUAAAGCCCACGGGAUCGGAGGACUGCAAGAAGCCUGCAAAGGCAGGGAACUGCAUCCUUCACAGCCCUGCCUGCUUUCACUGUGGUGGACAUUUCAAACCGCUCCGUUCUCGGCCACCCAGGAGAGGUGAUGCAGGAUUAAAUCACAUGCUCCCUCAAGAGUGAUCCCAAACCACUGCUGAGGCCUCAUUCUCCAGCCCUUAAGGUGCUCUUGACUCUUUAGCAGAGGUUGGUGGGAUACAAAUGUGGAAGAACGCUGAUCAACAUUAGACACAGUUAAUCGUUUUUCAGUGAGGGUGCAGGGGAAAAGGCCCAGCCACGGCCCACGAGAGGCAGACGACUCCUGCAGUGACAGAGGAGAUGGGUAACAAAAACACCAAAGGCCCUGAAGCCGAGGCCACACAACGAGACGAAGGGGAACUCAUCAGCAGUGCCACGGAAAGUGUCUCCAGAGAUGAAUCACACGGCCCCACCCCAGAGCUGCUGGCCUCCCUGCAAUCCCUCGGAGAAAACAACGACUACACGCUGCUGCCACACUCCUUGCACCAGAUUGCAGAGGCCUACUCACUUAAACAGGACUACCAGUGGGCCAUCCAGUUCUUACAGCUAGAGAAGCUCUACCAUGAACGCCUGCUCUCCAACCUCACAGUCCUGCAGGAGAACUGGGAGAGCCAAGGGAGGGAGAAGGACAGCGGCAGCAGCUCGCCUGCUGAGACAGACGGCAUGAGCGAGAAACACUUUGAGACGCUGAGCCAGAUGUGCAGAACUCACCUCAGACCAUCCAUCAGUGUGGAACAGCAGAACAAGCUCAACACGACACUCGCAGACGUUCAGACCAAAGCACUACAGCCGCAUCAUGAUGAAGCCAACACGUCAGAAACUACGCACCAGGAGGAAGUAAAGGAACACAGCUUGAUUUUGGAGUCAGAGCAUUCAUCACCGCAGACGGGCUGUGAGGAGGAGGACGGAGAUACAUGUGAGGAAGGGCAGGAAGUAGAAGAAGAAGAAGAAGAAGAAGAGGAGCAGUGUGAGGAGACGCCAGAAGAGGAAGAGGUGAAAGUGGAGUGGCCAACAGGAGUACCUCAGGCAUCAGACAAGGACCUGGCCAAACUGUCCCACAAGGAGGGGAGCUCGUCCCCAGACGGUCUGGUUUCCAUCCUGAAAAGGAGGAGAGCAUCGCUGGACGGGUUACCUCCCCCAAGCAAUACUACUAAUAAACAAAAUUCCAAACGCAAAGUUCGGUUCAGUGAGCCGGAGGACGGGAGCGAGCACGAUGAGGUGGGCGGAGAUUCCUGCCUAAUCCUGCUGUUGCUGUGCCUCGUUACUGUGGUGAUCAGUGUAGGUGGGACUGCGCUCUACUGCACCCUGCUGGACACUUACUCCAACAUCUGCACCGAUUUCACUCACAAUGUCGACUUUUAUGUCAUGAACGUGCGGAGGCUCGUUGAAGGGCUCGGGCGCUGGCUGCCCUUUCGGACUUAACACCCUUAAUCUGCGUUAUCCAUCGUCCAGACAAGAACUCCCAACAAUGAGCGGCUGCAGCCGUGAGCUAACAUGACGGCGCGGGGACGAAAUGUUUAAAGCUUUGAUUUCUUCGACCAUGACUGAAGAGGCGUUUAAACAAAGGAUACUUGUGAAUUGUAAUUAAUAACUACACUGGUGCUUGUAGCAACACCGUACGGUAAAGUGGUCCGAAUUUCACCUCAGAAUCAAAACGUGGUGACGUGUGCAUGUAAGCAUUUAAAAAAAUACUUGUUUACUACGAUCUGUGUGGUUGCUAUAGAUACCACACGAGAGGGCUCACGUGUCUGUUUAUAUAAAAUCAGCAGUGCUCCGCUCUCGUUUGUAGCAGCAGCUGUAACUUUUGAUCAAUUUGUCUCAUAAGUUCCAGAUUUUUGUUGUUUUAUUUGUACUUGUGUAGAGAAAAGCUGUCGUUCAAAUCAACAGGAUCAUAUGUGUGUGUGUUUUUAGGAUGAUCAACCAAAUAAUGAUUUUCCAGCCCUCCCACUUUUUAUUUCAUAUUACCUUUAUUCUGCUAUCGAUAGUAUGGAGGACCAAAAAUGCCAAAAUAUAAAACCAUAUAGAAAUAAAAGACUCAGAGAAUGAGUUAAUGUGUCCCAAAGCUUCUUUUUGUUCUACAUCAUUAUGCAAAUUACUGCAGGAGUGAUAUUUAUCUCAGCAGUGGCUGCCAACGAUCGUCAAUUCAUUUGCAUCAUCUGCAAACUGGUGCAGAAAUGUGAAGUAAAAUUCACAUUGAAAGGGAAUAAAGUUUAAAAAAUACCUUAAUGAAUGCAAAAUUAAAUGCCAAGCUAAAUAUUAAGGAAAGUUAUGAUUAUUAUAACAAUUAUAAGGAUCUAUAUUUUACUUAAUAUUUUUCAUGAUACUUCAUACCUUUUUGCUUAAGUUAUUAUUUUGGCAGGUUUGGUCCUCCACACUGUAAGGGGUAAUAGCUGUGCGCUUACCUCCAUUCUUGUGGUUAUUCUCUAUGUUUCUCUUAUUGUAAUAUGACCAGAUGAAGAAGAAAUGUUAGACUGUGCUACACUAGAACCCUAUUCAAAAUAAUUGCAGCAUUUCAUAAUCCACAUUGAUGAAGCUUUAAAUGUAGAUUGAGGGAGAGUGGUUGGAAAUUCUGCAGACUUCUUUGUGGUCAUCACGGUUUGCCAUGUGCUGGUUAGUAACUUGAGAGCUGCUCCACAAUCUCAGGCACUUUCCCUGUGUCCAUACUUUAGGUGCUCGAUGUUUUCAUGGUUAUGUGUACAUGUGUGAACCUCUGUUCUAAGUCAUGAUUUGUGAUUACAAACAGGUCCUGAAUUCUACUGAAAGAGAGAAAAGGACUGUGUCUGCAUCUGGGACCAGAUCAAGUUCAAAAACAGGCAUGAGCUUUAUGGAGCAGCAGUUGUGUUUUUUGGCUGGUUCAAGCAACACAACAGAAACACACCUGUAGACUGUGUAUGUGACUGGAACCGAGAACAUGAAAGCAUGCUCCUUUAUCAUUCCCUUUAUAUGAACAUUUUUAUCUUCUCUUUCCUUUCCAACUUCAGAUGUUACAAAGUGACAAACGCUGCCUCUGUGUUGUCAGUGUGGAUAUGUUUACCAACAAGUGUUGCAUUAUGCAAUCCGCCUUUAUGUUUCUACAUGUCUGUUUAUUUGUGUCCACAAGGGAAUACAAAAACGAUUAAAUAACAAACAGCAACCAUUGUUUCCUUUUUAUGGUUACAACAAACAAACAAACAAAAAAUAAAGAUUUGUGGUCAAUUGUGAUUUACGUGGAUGUUUAUAUAGAUCUUUGAUCAUUUCCCUUUGUGUAAAAUCAGCAGCUACAGGCCGGUAGCCCUGACAUCGCAUCUGAUGAAGACCCUCGAGAGGUUGGUUCUAAACCAUCUGCGCCCCCUGGUGAGGUCUUCAUUGGAUCUGCUGCAGUUUGCUUACCAGCCUGGCAUUGGGGUGGAGGACGCCAUCAUCUACCUCCUGCACCGAGCUCUGACUCACCUGGAGAAGCCUGGAAGCACUGU